Dermacentor albipictus is the source of this 876-nucleotide messenger RNA. RefSeq lists its product as uncharacterized. The record is from RefSeq and is a predicted model, not a curated record. Lineage: Eukaryota; Metazoa; Arthropoda; Arachnida; Ixodida; Ixodidae.
GCGAUUCCUGCGAGAGAGCGCCAGCGGCGACCAUGGAGCUAGCUAUAUAUGAGCCAGAUAAUGUUGCAGCCUACAAGAACCGCCGGCAAAUAUUCUGCAGCGAGUCGACAUAAGCCUUGGUCAAAAAGGUCCGCCAUGGCUCGAGCAGCUCUCUUGGUUUUCGCGGUCCUCGUCGCCAUCGUGGCAGCGCAAGCGGCCGUGCUGAAGGUCAGUCCACCAACCGCGAAGACCUCGGUCGAUGCAUCGGCGGCGGCGGAGGCGGCGCGCCGCGAGCGCCUGGUGGACGAGAUCCGGCGGCAGCAGGAGCUGCUCGAGCUGUCGGCCGACCACCUGGGUGACGACACCGAGGAACACCGGUUCCGCCGACUCCUCGAGAAGUUCGUGUACGCGCUUAACGUGCGCACUAUCAUCGGCGCCAUGCGCGACACGAUUACCGGAGAAAUCACACCUGCCCAAAUAAUCGCAAAGACCAAUGAAGUUCUCGGUGAGGCAUCCUCGCUGGCCAUCGGAAUCGUCCAAUUCCUGAAAAACAUGGGACCUCUGACCUUCAAGAUAUUUAUGCACAGAAUUUUGACUGGCGAAGACGCAUAAUUAGGAAGCGCAAUGAAUGUGGUAAUCUGCACCUUCUACCGGAACGACAAGACCAUGUGUAAAUAAACGCACUGAGGUGUAUGAAUGAGAACAAUACAAGGGAAUGCACAGUGGUGGUUCGAUAAUCUGAAUACCUGUUCGUUCUGCAGUGGCAACAGUCAUACAUGUAACAAGCGCCCUGGGAGUGCUGCCCGAUAAGAUAUGUCCACCAGCAUUCGUUGAAUGAUACUGAAUACAUGCAUUUGUAGAGUCGCACAUCAAAAAAAUAAAGGACGUUAUGUUUGA